Messenger RNA from Babesia bigemina, 180 nucleotides. RefSeq lists its product as hypothetical. The coding region runs from base 1 to 180 and encodes 59 amino acids. The transcript has 2 exons. The record is from RefSeq and is a predicted model, not a curated record. Lineage: Eukaryota; Apicomplexa; Aconoidasida; Piroplasmida; Babesiidae.
AUGGUAUUCGUGUUGAUCACCCUCACCCUCUUAGUCCAUGCGGUCAUUACACGAGUUCCGCAAUUUUCGAUCCCGAAAAAUGAACGUGCUGUAUCGCACAUAGUAAUCAACUCCCCAAUUUUCUAUUAUCGCAAAUGGCUCACAGUAUUGUAUAUCAACAGCACAAUGUUUGUCUAUUGA